AUGACCUUCAACUAUACCCCGCUUAACGACCAAGAAAUUCGACUGGUCACGAUCUACCCAAAUAAAAACUCGAAGGCAAUUAUAGAAUGUUCACUUGAAGUGGUGUCGCUUCGACAGCGACCGAAGUUUGAGGCUCUUUCAUAUGUUUGGGGAAGCAUCGACACCUUCGAGACGAUCCGUCUUGAUAAACAAUCGUUUGAGGUCACACCCAACUUAGGAUCAGCCCUUCGCCAUUUACGCCAACCCACCGAUGAACGCGUCAUGUGGAUCGACUACAUCUGCAUCAACCAGGAAGACGUCCCCGAGAAGAACAAGCAGGUUCCUCUGAUGGGCUCUAUAUAUAUGACUGCAAUCCGGGUGGUCUCAAUCCUGGGCGAAUACUCUCCCGAGAUAGAGAUGGCCGUGUCGUGGUGUGAGCGAUACAUCCAUAAGCGGGCCACUAAGCGAACUCUAUUUUGGCGGAAGCUCGAACUGAAAGAAUUAUGGUCUGUUGAAGCUAGACGGGAAAAAGAAAUUGCCAUUCUGAAAACGUUCAUUGGCUUGCGACAUUUUAUUCUCCUUCCAUACUGGACUCGGAUGUGGACCUUUCAGGAAUACCAGUUGCCCGAGCGCGAGCCGAUUUGCAUGUGCGGUGCAUUUACUUUUAAGGCGUCUGCCAUUAUGGGUACCACAUGGGAUGGAGCUGUCCUAACGCCCUUUGCCGCUAUGGAUCGGUUGGGACAGGACCCCGUCGAGAUAGAAAGAAAGAAUAAGCCUAGCCCUGAUCAAGAUGAAAAGACGAAACAGCACUGUUUGGAAGUACAGCGGCUCAGUGCUAUAGAUGAUGGAGAAUUUGCUCGUAUAAUGGAGCGCUUCGCCUACUUCGAUAUCGUGCGGGAUCGAGACGCGCCUGCGUAUAAGGGCCUGGCUUCCCUCAUAUAUCUAGCGUACCAUCGCCAAUGUGGCAAUCCGCGGGAUAGAGUGUACGCUCUGUAUGCCCUCGUCCCCUCUGCUCAGGAGGCAUAUCCGCCAGACUACAACAAGCCUUUGGAGCAGGUCCUGGUUGAGACAACAGAGUUCAUCAUUCGAAAAGAAACCAGAGCAUGCAUUUUCAACCUCUUUGCCGUCCGCGACAAUCAUCUGCUCGAUGACACGAUUCCUUCAUGGGUCCCUGAUUAUACAACGCCAUGCACGCGGGUGAAAGGGCUAUCGUCACAUUACAUCUCCCGAAAUAUAAAGGAGUCUCUGUGGACUCCCGCUGUGGAGUACUUUCCACAUGUAUCUGAGGAUUACAAAACUCUUCAUCUGUGGGGACGCACUGUAGGGCACUGCAAACCUAUCUUCCGCUUUGGCUCAGAUUUGCGAAAGGUGGUCGCAGACAUCAUGCAAGUCGUCGAAAUGUUGGAAGCGUGGCGCACGAUCUGGGAUCCAUUGACAGUACGUGCGAGAUUUGUUGAAGCAUGUCUGUGCCAUUUCCCCCAAGACGACACCUUUACAAUCGAAGAUGCGAUGGAGGCAAUACAAAACCUAGCUCACACGUACAAGAAUACUCAGGUCCAGGGCCAAUCGAAUGAAACUGAUGCGGCUGGAAAUGAUAAAUUCCAGUCAAAGCUACGAAAAGUAUUGAGUGCAAAUUGCAAUCAAUCCGUCUUCCUCCUUGUCACUAAGGCGGCUCAGGGAUUCGGCAUUUGCCCUGUGACUAUCGAAGACGAGGAUAUCGUGGUGGUUGCUAAUACGGCAGAGCAGCCGCUAGUGUUGAGAAGGCAACUAGACACAGGUCAUAAGCAAGCGUGGUACAAACUAGUUGGUCAGACGUACGUUGACGGUCUUGCAGAGACAUCAAGCUCACUCGAAAGUCCUCUCUACACCAUGGUGAAGGAUCAGUCUCAUGAGGAGUUUCACAUCAUAUAA
Aspergillus pseudotamarii is the source of this 1890-nucleotide messenger RNA. RefSeq names its product HET domain-containing protein. The transcript has a single exon. NCBI's taxonomy places the organism in Eukaryota, Fungi, Ascomycota, Eurotiomycetes, Eurotiales, Aspergillaceae. The coding region runs from base 1 to 1890 and encodes 629 amino acids. The record is from RefSeq and is a predicted model, not a curated record.